Molecule: messenger RNA, 1482 nt
Organism: Medicago truncatula (barrel medic)
Lineage: Eukaryota; Viridiplantae; Streptophyta; Magnoliopsida; Fabales; Fabaceae
Product: transcriptional adapter ADA2b
Exons: 11
Coding region: 1-1476 (491 amino acids)
Biological process (GO): chromatin remodeling; regulation of transcription by RNA polymerase II
Cellular component (GO): nucleus
Molecular function (GO): chromatin binding; protein binding; zinc ion binding
Source: RefSeq, a predicted model, not a curated record
AUGGCUACUUCAAAGAAUGACGCAAUGUGCUCAAAGAUACAACCACCAGUAACACGAUCAGCGUCAAGGAAAAACAAGAAUGCUGCAAGUGGAAAUAAUUCAGAAUCUGGAGCUGCAGGUCAAGGAGCUGGGGAAGCAAAAAGGCAUUUGUAUCAUUGCAAUUACUGUAAUUUCGAUAUUACAGGAAAAAUCCGGAUUAAGUGUGUCGUGUGCUCAGAUUUCGACUUAUGUGUUGAGUGCUUUUCGGUUGGAGCUGAGCUGACACCCCACAAAAGCAAUCAUGCUUACAGGGUCAUGGAUAAUUUAUCUUUCCCUCUCAUUUGCCCGGACUGGAACGCAGAUGAAGAAAUUUUGCUUCUAGAGGGACUUGAAAUGUAUGGCAUGAAUAACUGGGCAGAAGUUGCUGAGCAUGUUGGAACAAAGAACAAAGAGGCAUGCACUGAACACUAUAGGAUUGUGUACUUGGACUCUCCGUGCUUCCCUCUUCCGGACAUGUCUCAUGUUGUUGGAAAAAGUAGGGAAGAACUUCUUGCUAUGGGGAAAGAGCAGGCUGAUAACAAGAAAGGAUCGGAUUCUGGGCUCUCAGUGAAGGCACAUGCUGCAGCUAGGACUAACCAAAAGGCGUCCAGUAGAGGCCGCGAAAAAGACUCCUCAAGAAAUUCUGGAGGAAAUAAGCCAAAAUCCUCAAGAAACGACAGCCCUUCUUUGGUUGAAGCCAGUGGUUAUAACCCGAAAAGGCAGGAAUUUGAUAUUGAGUAUGAUAAUGAUGCUGAGAAAUUACUCGCCGAUAUGGAGUUUAAUGACUCUGACACUGCGGACGAGAUAGAGAUCAAACUUCGUAUGAUACGUAUCUAUAAUAGAAGGCUUGAUGAAAGAGAGCGCAGGAAGAAAUUCAUACUUGAAAGGAAUUUGCUCUAUCCAAAUCCAUUUGAGAAGGACUUAACACCCGAGGAAAAGGCAAUCUGUCGUCAAUAUGAUGUGUUCAUGCACUUUCAUACUAAGGAAGCGCACGAAGAAUUGCUUACAACCGUUAUCUCGGAACACAGACUUAAGAAAAAAAUUCAAGAGCUUAAGGAAGCUCGUGCUGCUGGAAAAAGGAGAAGAACUGAAGCUGAAGAAAGUGCCCUUAGGGCAAGAGAAAGUGCUUAUGUUGUUCCGAGAAAUCGCGGGGUUCCAAAUGCAUUGAUGUCUCCAGACUCUGCUGAUCCUAGACCUGCAGGGCGAGCUACUUCAAGUUCUGUCAAUGAAAUGGAUGCAACAGGAGCAAAUUUACUUUCUGAAGCUGAGAAACGUUUGUGCUGCGAGUUAGGGUUGCCUCCAACUGUGUAUCUGAAGAUGCAGGAGGACCUGUCGAUACAAAUGAUUGCUGGCAACGUCUCUUCAAAAUCCGAUGCUCAUCGGAUGUUCCAGAUGGAUACCAUGAAAGUUGACAUGGUUUAUGAUAUGCUCAUUAAGAAGGGAUUUGGUUCACCCUGAGAACCC